Messenger RNA from Anoplopoma fimbria (sablefish), 6506 nucleotides. RefSeq names its product bromodomain adjacent to zinc finger domain, 1B (gene baz1b). Gene Ontology annotation, molecular function: histone H2AXY142 kinase activity; protein binding. Gene Ontology annotation, biological process: chromatin remodeling. The record is from RefSeq and is a predicted model, not a curated record. NCBI's taxonomy places the organism in Eukaryota, Metazoa, Chordata, Actinopteri, Perciformes, Anoplopomatidae. Gene Ontology annotation, cellular component: WICH complex.
GCUGCUUGCUGCCGGGGAAACGGAGUUCCGAUUGCGGACGGAAUUGUGCCGGUGGACUAAAAAACUCCCGCCAUUUCGACCAGGAAUUAACCUCUUGAUUGAUCCAGGUUACUUUUUUUUUUUUUUUUUUUAAUUUCCUCCCCCCUCAACUUCUAACACUUGUUAAUUCUCUGAUCUGAGCAAUGCAGCAGACACAGUUGAUCACAGGAGAGGAGGCCUAGUUUGCAAAGACUUCUCCGGCGCGUCAGACCUCCCGCUGAACGGAGCUCUUCACCGGCGUGCUUCACCCUCUCACUGGCGCUGAAAAACAAACAAAAAAAGUUUACCUGCCACACCUGCCACGUGUUUCCCCCAACCCCAAAACACUGCGUGGACAUCACCAUGGCCCCGCUGCUGGAGGAGAGGAGAAGGAUGCGAUGAGGCGGGAGCCGAGAAGCGCACUGUUGUUGUUUUGCAACGAGUUAGCUCGUCGGCUAGCUAGCCUAGCCUAGCUGCUACACGUUGGAGCCGGGCCCCGCCGGUGCUGAGGACACAUUACUACAACGCACAUUGUUUUAGUAGAAGUUUUUUGUUGUUUUUUUUUUACAUCUGUAGAGGUUGAAAUGGCGCCACUUUUAGGCCGGAAGCCGUACCCGCUGGUUAAGCCGCUAGCCGAGCCAGCAGGCCCGGGAGAGGAGGUCUACACCAUCGAGCACACCAAGGAGGCCUUCAGGAACAAAGAAGAGUAUGAGGCACGCUUACAGAGGUAUAGUGAGCACAUCUGGACAUGCAAGAGCACUGGAAGCAGUCAACUCACGCACAUAGAAGCAUGGGAGGAGGAACAAGAAGUCACCGAACUGCUUCAGGAGGAGUAUCCCCAGUGGUUUGAGAAGCCAGUCCUGGAGAUGGUCCACCACAACACAGUGUCUUUAGACAAACUGGUUGAAAUGGCCUGGCUGGAAAUCCUCACCAAGUAUGCUGUGGAUGAAGAGUGUGACUUCCUGGUGGGGAAGGACAAAAGUCUGCAAGUGAAGGUGGUCAAGAUCCAUCCUCUCGACAAUCCAGAGGGUGAGUCGGGGGAGAAGAAGCUUGAAGGCGCCUGUGACUCUCCAUCCAGCGACAAGGAGAAUGCAAGUCAGGAGAACCAGAGGAAAGAACCUCCUCCCAGAGAAGAGGAGAACAGAAGAGAAAGUCUUAGUGACAGAGCACGACGUUCCCCAAGGAAACUUCCCACUGCCAUGAAGGAAGAGAAGAAGAGAUGGGUGAUGCCCAAAUUCCUUCCUCAUAAGUACGACGUGAAGCUCAUCAAUGAGGAUAAGGUGAUCAGUGACGUCCCAUCAGACAGUCUUUUCAGAACGGAGCGCCCUCCAACCAAGGAGAUCAUGCGCUACUUCAUCAGGCACUAUGCUCUGAGGCUGGGCAUGGGCGAGAGUGCUCCCUGGGUGGUUGAAGAUGAACUAGUUAAAAAAUUUAACUUGCCCAGCAAAUUCAGUGACUUUCUUCUUGAUCCACACAAGUUUUUAGCAGAGAAUCCCUCCGCAAAGCGUAAGAGCUUGUCCUCUCCAGAGGGUAAACCCAGCAAGAGGCUGAAGAGCCCUGACACACCAGGAGAGGAUUCAGGAAACGAGAAGGGAGAGAAGAAGAGGAAAAGAAAGAAGGACUCUUUAGGCAUGCCACUCAGUCCAACCAUUUGGGGCCACAUGCAGAAAAUGAAUGGCUCCCCACUUAAGGUGAAGAACUCUGGAACUCCAAAGAAAGGAGAAGGCAAAGGCUCAGCUCCCUCCACUCCAAAAUCAGGCAAGAAGUCUGGGGACAAGAAAGAAGGAAAGAAAACUGGAAAGAGCGGCGACAAGAAGCUCAAUGUCCUCAAAACUUCUAAAAAGGACGGUAAAGCUGGUGCUAAGACACCGAAGAUGAAGCAGAUGACUCUGCUGCAUCUGGCUAAGAGCACCGCUGCUGGGAGCCCCAAGAAGAGAGCUCGUAGUUCUGGCAUGGGUACGCCGAAACUGGGAAAGCCACUGCACCCUAUGGCUCUCCAUCUCCUUCGUUACUAUAAGGAGCACAAGGGAAAAGAGGACAAAAAGAACUCCCUUUCCUCCCUCAUCUCCAAGGCUGCAAAGACCUUGUCCCCCGAUGAUCGGGACCGGCUGCCCGAAGAGCUCAAAGAGCUGGUGCAGAAACGCUGGGAGCUCCUGGAGCAGAAGAAGCGAUGGGCAGCCAUGAGUGAGGAGGAAAAGCAGGAAGAGAUGAAGAAAAAGCGCGAGGAACUCAAAGAGAAACUUCGAGAAAAGGCCAAGGAGAGACGCGAGAAGGAGAUGCUGGUCCGCCGCGAACAAUCGCGCAGAUACGAGGACCAGGAGAUCGAAGGUGGCAAGACGCUGCCGGUAUACAAGCUCGUAGACAUGCCCGAGGGGUUGCCCAACACCCUGUUUGGUGAUGUGGCUAUGGUCGUCGACUUCCUCCACUGCUAUGCGGGGCUACUGAUGCCUGAUGACCAGUAUCCCAUCACGGCAGUGGCUCUGAUGGAAGCACUGGCAGGCGAACGGUCCGGCUUCCUCUACCUGAAUCGUGUGCUGGUGGUGCUGCUUCAAACGCUGCUGCAGGACGAGCUGGCAGAAGGCUACAGUGAGCUCGAUAUGCCCUUAUCUGAGAUCCCCCUCACCAUGCACUCAGUCUCAGAGCUGGCACGGUUGUGCCUGCGACCAUGCGACGCCCACGGGGAGGAGAGCAACCAGGGUUCAGUGGACUCUGGGGCUUUGGGCGGCUUCGACGAUGUGGUGACCAGUGAGUUCUUGGAGAAGCUCGAGACAAUCGAGGUGUUUGAGCUGAGCCCCGAGGAGAAGGUCAGCCUGCUGGUGGCACUGUGCCACCGCAUACUCAUGACGUACUCGGUUGAAGACCACGUUGAUGCAAUGCACCAACGGUCGGCAGAGGUGUGGAAGGAGCGUCUGGCAAUGCUGAAAGAGGUCAAUGACCGCAAGAAAGCAGAGAAGCAGAUGCGAAAGGAGAUGGAGGGCAAAGGCGAGAAAAAGAAAGAGGGGAGUGCUAAGAAGGAGAGCAAAAAAGAAGUGAAGGUAGAGCCAGAACCAGAGCCAGAGGACAUGAUCAGCUCGGUGAAGAGCCGGCGACUGAUGUCCAUGCAGGCCAAGAAGGAGAAGGAGGAGAUGGACCGACAGAACAAAGAGCGCAUGGAGAAAGAGGCUGAAGAGGAGCGUAUGCGUAAACAGAGGGCUGCUGUAGAAAAGGCCUUCCAGGAUGGAAUAACAAAAGCCAGACUUGUCACGCGCAGGAUCCCACUGGGAACUGACAGAAAUCACAACAGAUACUGGCUUUUCUCUGACGUGGUUCCUGGUCUGUACAUUGAGAAAGGCUGGGUGCACGAAAGCAUCGACUACAGCUUCACCCCUCCACCCGAGGACAAACCAGCCGAGCCCGAGGUAGAGGAGGAAGAGGAUGGUGAGUCGGCCUCUACUCAUGAUUUACAAGGAGCUGAAAAGGAUGAUGGCAGCAUUGAUGGUGCUAUAAGUGACGGAGCCCAGCAGGGAGCAGCAGCAGACAUCUGCAUAGAAACUACUGUUCCCAACCAAGGACAGAACCUCUGGUUUGUUUGUGACAACACAGCUGAGCUGGAGGAACUAGUGGAGAGUCUUCAUCCUCAGGGGGUUAGAGAGAGUGAACUGAAGUCCAAGAUACAAAGCAGGUACCAGGACGUCCUCCACUCUGUCCAUAUGACCCGUAAGGUUAGACUUGGCCUCAGGACCUGCGAUGGUUUCUCAGAGCUGCUCAAUUACCUGCGCAGUGACAUCCAAGAGGUAGCCUCACGACUCCAUAAGGGAGGCCUGGGAUACCUGGAUGACAACGUAGACAUCGAAGAGCAGUUGAAAGACAUGGAGAACUUGAAAGAGUUUGGUGAGUGCAUCAUCACCAUUCAGGCCUGCAUAAUCAAAAAGUUCCUGCAGGGAUUCAUGGCCCCCAAGCAGAAGAAGAAGAAAAAGCAAGGAGGCGAGGAAAGCAGCAAGGCUGAAGAGGUGGACGACGAGAAGAGACUUGCAGAAGAGGCCAGGGUGGCGACAGCGGUAGAAAAGUGGAAGACUGCUAUCCGAGAGGCCCAGACCUUUUCCCGCAUGCACGUCCUGCUGGGGAUGUUGGACGCCUGCAUAAAGUGGGACAUGUCUGCCGAGAAUGCUCGCUGCAAAGUCUGUCGCAGGAAAGGUGAUGAUGAGAAACUUAUCCUCUGUGACGAGUGCAACAAGGCCUUCCACCUGUUCUGUCUGCGGCCGGCCCUGUACCGCAUCCCAACCGGGGAGUGGCUGUGUCCGGCCUGCCAGCCCACUGUGGCCCGACGUGGCUCCCGUUCAAGGAACUACAACCAAGACACAGAUGAAGAGGAGGACGAGGAGGAGUCUGAAGAGGAAGACUCUGAGGAAGAUGAAGAUGAUGAGGAGGAGAAUGACUACAAAGCCAUGGGUCACAGCUUGAGACCAAGGAAGAAAAAUAAGCAGUCUUCAUCUCGGCAGAAGACUUCAAAAAGUAAACCCAAGAAGCAGUCGUCUUCAAGUAGUCAGAGCAGCAAACAGAGGACUGGUCCCAGCAGCCCUGCAGACAUCGAUGAACUGGUGCGACAGAGUUCCCAAACAGGAGUGCGCAGACAGGUACUGGAGCUUGAGAGGUGCGAGGAAAUCCUCAAGAAACUGAUGAAGUUCCGCUACAGCUGGCCUUUCAGGGAGCCUGUGUCUGUGGAGGAGGCCGAGGACUACUUGGACAUCAUCUCCCAGCCCAUGGAUUUCGAAACGAUGCUUGGUAAAUUCAGCCAGGGCUCGUAUCGCCACGCCCAGGAUUUCCUGGAAGACCUGAAACUAGUCUUCUCCAACGCGGAGGAGUACAACCAGCAAGGCAGCACCGUGCUCUCCUGCAUGGUCAAGACGGAGCAGACGUUCACCGAGCUGAUCCAAAAGCUGCUCCCAGGCCUCAGCUACCUCCGGCGGCGUUCACGCAAACGCGUCAGCCGAGCCCCGGCAACAUCUGAAGAGGAGGAGGAUGAAGAGGAUGAAGAAGAAGAGCAGCAGCAGCAGGAGGAGGAGGAACCAAAGAAGAAGAUGCAGAAUGGCAAAUCGAACAGGAAGAAAAGCAGAAAUGUUCGAGGACGGAGGGAAGAGGAGAGCGAGAGUGGUGGUGAGGAGGAGGAUGAUGAUGACGAUGGCAGGAGGAGAAGUAAGAGGUCCUCUACCACCUCAGGCAAGAAGGAUUACAGGGAGCAGGAUAGUGAUGGCGAGCGGGACACACGGAGAACUCGCCACGGGGGCCGGGGCGACGCUGGCGGGGCGAGCAGCGACGAGGACCGGUCCAGCCAGCAGCGACAUUCCAAGCGACAGAAACGCUCAUGAAGUCCAGGGUGCUUAUUUUUUUUAAUUUGUCGUCUCUUUGCUUUAAAAUUUCUGUCCCGCUCUUCUAAAAAUUAUCAAGAGCCCUCCAGCUCCUCCUCCUCCUCCUCCUCCUCCUCCUCCUCCUCACAGCCAGCGGGACUUAAUCCUCAGAAGGACUUUUUUUGUUUUAUUGAAUUUCUGUUCAUAUUUUGAAAAACGACAAAAGAAAACUGAUUUAUAUUUGUAACAUGUUUAAUAUUGGUGAAUAUUUUUUGUUUUGUUUUUCAACCAAGACAAAUGAGACAUCUGAGAUGAUGGAUGGGUCCUCGUAGCUCUUAAGACUCUUUGAUUAGAAUUUCUGUUCCAAGUUGACAACAUCUCUCUCACACACACACACACACACACACACACACACACACACACACACACACACACACAAAAGUGUAUUUUGACUUAAAUGUUGUCAGUUAAAAAGAUGGUGUCCAUGUAGCCGAAAACCCUCUGGGAAAUCUUUCUUUGUUAAAAACAACGCUGAUGGCUGAUAUGAAUUUUUCCCGUCACCUGUAAAUCGCUCUUACUACUAAGCAUCUUGACACCAAGAUUAUCUUUGGUCAAAUGCCAGUCUAUAGAUAAACAUGAUAGGAUUUUUACUAGUUUUAGAAUUUUUUCCCAGCCCAGGUGCAGAUUUAGUGUCAAAAGCUGGGUCGACACUUCAGGUCACACAUGUAGUUGCAUCCAUUUAGUGCUAAAACACAAAGUUUCAUCUCAGCUCUUGGUGCCAAGAUGUUUUCAAAAACACGGACUCGAUUUGUUGGGUCUCAUUUUGUGCGUGUCGAGCUGACCAGCCUUUCCUCUGUAGUGCCCUGCCACUUUAAAACGAACCGGUACCUCAAUGAUCCAUCAGUUUGCACUCCUGUGUAAAGUGCACCUAUUAUGCCAGCAGCUGCAGGACCAGACUUUAUUGAAAUUAUGUGCAUAAACAUUUGUAAACAUUGUUUAAAAACAAAAAUAUGUGACAUUUGUUAAGAAAAUGGGGCAUUUUUGAAUAUUUGAUAUUUUUUGCACAUUUUAUUUGGUAUUGUAAAUGAUAACUUGUUGAUCUUAAUCACAUCGAAUAAAUGGCGAGGUUUGAUUAACCGGGGCUCUCCUAGUCAAUGCAGAGAA